Schistocerca americana (American grasshopper) is the source of this 1053-nucleotide messenger RNA. RefSeq names its product solute carrier family 22 member 5-like. The record is from RefSeq and is a predicted model, not a curated record. Gene Ontology annotation, molecular function: transmembrane transporter activity. Gene Ontology annotation, cellular component: membrane. The transcript is spliced from 5 exons. NCBI's taxonomy places the organism in Eukaryota, Metazoa, Arthropoda, Insecta, Orthoptera, Acrididae. The coding region runs from base 1 to 1053 and encodes 350 amino acids. Gene Ontology annotation, biological process: transmembrane transport.
AUGUGUUUGGGAGUAGUUGUUGCUGGUAUGUUGGCCUGGAUGUUCCGCAAUUGGAACCAUUUUCUUCUGUUCACUGCGUUUUGCUGUUGUCUCGUGCUUUUGUUUAUCAGGUGGUUGCCGGAGUCCCCGCGCUGGCUGGCGUACAGGGGGCGUGAGCAGGAGGCGCUGAGCGUGCUGCGUCGGAUCGCCACCACCAACGGCUCGACUGUGCCUCCGUUCACCGCACAGGUGCUGCGUAGGCUGGCCAGGACCAGCGGCGAGAGGAGGGGAUUCCUCAGCAUCUUCAGUAGUUGGAAUUUUUUCAAAAAUACCUCGAUUCUACUUGUUUCCAGGUCAAUAGUCGCUCUGACGGUGUAUUCUAUGCUGCUGAGCGUGGGCAUCCUCGACGUGCAUCCCUUCAUCACGGUGUCAGUACAGGGCGUGGCGCAGCUCUUGGCGAUACUCGUGGUGCACUGCUACGUCUCUCGCAUGGGCCGUCGCUGGUCCUCCGUGGCAGCCCUGCUGCUGUCUGGCUUCGUGAGUGCUGCCAUAGUACUGCUUCUCUACGUUCGUGCUCCUGGGAUCGCGGUCAUGGCGGCGCUCGCCGCACUACAGUUCGUCGCAACAGCCGCAGGUGCGACAGCGAACCUGCAGAGCUUAGAAGUGCACCCGACGUGUGUGCGCCAGAUCACAACUAGCCUCGAGAUGGCUGCCAUCGGCCUCGUGAUUUCGCUGAUGCCUUACGUCAUAUUUAUGGGAGGAUCAGUGGACCAGCGACUGCCAUUCGCCAUCAUUGGGGGAGUCAAUGUCCUGGCUGCAUUCCUCAUGUCUUUCUUACCGGAAUCAGCGCUGCGGAAGUUACCUGAGACGUUGCAGGAAGCUGCAGUUUUUGGGAAAGAGCAGCCCUACUGGAGCUGGAAGCCUAAGCCCGCGGCCUCUUUCCUUGCAGAAGAACAGAAAUGCUUAAGAUCUACUGCAGGCAGACCUUUCCGGGGAGUUUUUUCUUCUCACAGUGAUGGCUGCUUCACUUGCCGCUGCAAGUGGUACAAGAAUGGUACUGCUACGGCAAGAUAG